Messenger RNA from Carica papaya (papaya), 1323 nucleotides. RefSeq names its product 2-oxoglutarate (2OG) and Fe(II)-dependent oxygenase superfamily protein (gene DMR6). The record is from RefSeq and is a predicted model, not a curated record. NCBI's taxonomy places the organism in Eukaryota, Viridiplantae, Streptophyta, Magnoliopsida, Brassicales, Caricaceae.
UCGAACAGGAAUAAACAAAGAAAGUAAAGGGUGCUUGUUUUUUUCUGCCCCAUUAAUCUUUCUCUUUCACUUGUAUUUUUAAUCUACAGUUUAUAUAUAUAUAUAUAUAUCUGGGUUUGUUUAAUGGAAACAAAAGUACUUUCCUCCGGUGUCCGGUACGAAAACUUACCGGAAAAUUACGUCAGACCGGAAUCCGAGCGUCCCCGAUUAGCGGAAGUGUCAGCUUGCCAAAACGUCCCUGUUGUAGACCUGGGUUGUGACGACCGGACCCAAAUCAUCCAGCAGAUUUCCGAUGCCUGCAAGGACUUCGGCUUUUUCCAGGUGAUAAAUCAUGGGGUGUCGGAGGAGACAAGGGAUGGAAUGAUAGGAGUGGCGAAGGAGUUUUUUAGUCUGCCGAUGGAAGAGAAGAUGAAGAUUUAUUCCGAUGAUCCGGCGAAGACAACGAGACUGUCGACGAGUUUUAAUGUCAAAAAGGAGAAAGUUCAUAAUUGGCGAGACUACCUUCGUCUCCAUUGUCAUCCUCUUCACAAAUACAUGCCGGAGUGGCCUUCUUCUCCUCCUUCUUUCAAAGAAGUAGUGAGUAAAUACAGUAUAGAAGUGCGGGAACUAGGAUUGAGAAUAGAAGAAUUAAUAUCAGAAAGCUUGGGACUGGACAAGGAUCUGAUAAGAAAUGUGGUGGGGGAGCAAGGACAGCACAUGGCGGUCAACUAUUAUCCGCCGUGUCCUCAGCCGGAGCUGACUUACGGAUUGCCGGCUCACACCGACCCUAAUGCCCUCACCAUUUUGCUUCAAGACCUGCAAGUCAGUGGCCUCCAAGUUCUUAAAGAUGGCAAGUGGGUCGCAGUUCAUCCCCAACCCAAUGCUUUCGUCAUUAACAUCGGCGAUCAGCUCCAGGCGGUGAGCAAUGGAAAAUACAAGAGUGUUUGGCAUAGAGCAGUGGUGAAUUCCGACAAGGUAAGAUUGUCAAUUGCAUCUUUCCUGUGUCCGUGUGAUGAUGCAGUGAUCAGCCCACCUAAGCUGCUGACGGCGGAUGGGAGUGUAGCCAUUUACAGGGAUUUCACUUACGCAGAAUACUAUAAGAAGUUCUGGAGCAGAAACUUGGACCAAGAACAUUGUUUGGAACUCUUCAGGAACAAAUAGCCUCUUCUUUUUAAUAAUAUUCCCCGUCAUUUCCAUUUCUUUGCUUCAAUUCUCUUUUUUCUUCCUUCCUUCCUAGUUUUUCAGAUUGUUUUUUGUAUAGAUUUUGUUCUAUAUAAAAACUAAUCUAAUGAUCUAUUUUAAUCAUAAAUUAAGAAAAAAAAUCAUAGCUAUACGUACGUAUGU